ACAGAGUAUCCCCAAAUUCAGGGAUGGGAUGAGAGAACAGAAAAACAUUCUCCAGGUUCUAAACCCCUAAAAUUACAGUGAAAAAGUAUGAACAUUGGGAACAAAAGAAUCUGAUUAAGUCGGGCGCAAAAACAGUAGGAAAAUUUUGAUUGUUGCUUCCCUUUAACACAAAUUAUAGGGAGUCUGUUGGAGUUGUUGAUAAUCCUAAAGAGCCCGAAGGAGGAACGAAGACAACAAUAGCGGGUCCUCACUUUCAAUCGCCUCCUUUUGAGUUUCCAGAGUUCAAGUCUUGGAGAAGAGAGAUCAUAGGUUUGACCCGGAGCCAAGUUCUUUAUUUGAUUUGCCCUUGGUGUUUGUAUAUAUGUUUUGCCAUCAUUCUGUUACGGUCAAUUGGUUUCAUUGUGUUUAUAGAAAGAUGGAAAAUGCUUUGAAGGUGUUUCAUGAAAUUACAGACUCUCAGAAAGAAAGGCCGUUUCUUUGAUGCUUGAUUUAGCUGCAAUUGGAAAGAAGCUACAUACUUGUUUCAAUCAAACAAACAAAAAAGAACCCCGAGUUAAUGCAAGAAAAACUUAUAUUCCCUUGAUUAUACCAGAACAAACAAAGGUCUCCGCUGCAGUUUGCAUUUUUGUCCAAACAUGUGAUCACUUGGAUUUCAGAGGAGGACUUUUGUGGUUGUGGUAUGGCUCGCAUUGUCUAUUCGAUUUGCUUGGUGUUUCUGUUGAGCUUCUGUAGUGGUUGUAAUGGUCAACAGAACACACUGAAACCAGGUCAAAGUCUAUUAUCUGAAAGUUCAUUGGUUUCUGCAAAUCAGAAGUUCACUAUGAGUUUUCUUGUAUAUGAUCAUGAUUUAAACUGGAGCUACUUAGUUAUAAAGUACAAUGCGAGUCAUAACUAUGCGUGGAUUGCGAAUAGAGAUACACCAGUUGAUUACCCUACUGCAAAUCUAACAUUGGAGAAGAACAAUACUUUGCACAUUACCAGCAAUGAUGAGGAUGCACUGGUGCUUUACUCUCCUGAGUCGGAAACGAUCAAUGGUGAUGUUGUGGCUAUUCUUAAUGAUGAUGGCAAUUUUGUGCUACAGGAAGAGAGCACUAAGAGGGUUUUGUGGCAGAGUUUUGAUUAUCCUGUAGAUGUGCUUCUGCCGGGUAUGAAGUUAGGGGUUAACCGUAGUAAUGGCCACGAUUGGUCACUCUCGUGUUGGUUAUCAGAAAAAACUGCAGAGCCAGGACCUUUCACUCUUGUGUGGGAUGGAAGCCAGUUGAAGAUUAAGCGGCGUGGGACGGUUUAUUGGACAAGUGGAGUUUUACGUGAUGGGAGGUUUGAGAAUAUCAAGCAGAAGUAUAGUUUUAAAACUGUUUCAAAUGAAAUUGAAGACUAUAUCACUUACUCUGCUCUAGAUCAAAAUGGUAUGUCAGAAUGGCUGCUAACCACAAUGGGGAGACUAACAGACUCUGAUGGAAAUGCUGAAAUUGCAAAAGCAGAUUCUUGUUAUGGGUAUAACACUGAGGAAGGAUGCCAGAAGUGGGAUCAGCCAAGUGAAUGUAACCGUUCUGGUGAUGUAUUCCAGCAGUCCAAUGGAUACUUUAAAACAGGAAAUUCUGGCGGCUCUCCAACUGAUACAAAUACAAGUCUCAGUCUUAGUGAUUGUAAGGCUACUUGUUGGGCAGAUUGCGACUGUGUGGGAUUCAUUUUUUUGUUUGCUAAUCAGACUGGUUGUCGGUAUUGGACUGGAAAUGCGGAAUUCGUUGGAGAUCGAGACGCUUAUAGUUCAAGUCUUGUAUAUUAUCUUCGAAUAAAGACACCGGACACGGCGGACAGGAGUUCGAGUAAGUGGAUAUGGAUUGGGGUUGCUAUUUCCACUUUUGUACUUUUAAUAGUGGUUUGCACCAUCUGCUGUAUAUUGAGAAGAAGGAAACUCUUUCUUUAUAGGAAGAAUAAGGAAAAGAUCGAUGAGAAGGAAUUGCUUGACUCAAUGGCAUCUGAUAUAUCAACUUCAAUUCAGACUAAUGGAUCCAUGGGACAUGAUUUAGUGGCAUUUAGCUAUGAAUCUGUCAUGGCCGCCACAAACCACUUCUCCUUACAAAACAAGCUAGGAGAGGGGGGCUUUGGACCUGUUUAUAGGGGAAAAUUGUCAUCAGGGCGAGAAGUAGCUAUAAAGAGCCUUGCAAGAGGUUCGCCACAGGGAACAUUGGAGUUUAAAAAUGAAUUGAUACUGAUAUCUGAACUCCAACAUACUAACCUUGUUCAGCUCUUGGGAUACUGUAUUCAUGGUUUAGACAAAAUGUUGAUAUACGAGUAUCUGCCAAACAAAAGCUUAGACUACAUCUUAUUCGAUGCAACCAAAGGCAUUCUACUAGAUUGGAAAAUGCGUUUCAAUAUAAUUGAAGGAAUCGCUCAAGGACUGCUUUACUUGCACAAAUACUCGAGAUUGAAAGUAAUUCAUAGAGAUCUUAAAUCCAGUAACAUACUACUUGAUGAAGAUAUGAAUCCCAAAAUUUCUGAUUUUGGUUUGGCAAGGAUUUUCACAAACCAAGUUCAAGGAGAAACUGAUCGGAUUGUUGGGACAUAUGGUUACAUGGCCCCUGAGUAUGCUGCAUACGGAAUUUUUUCUGGAAAAUCUGAUGUCUUUAGUUUUGGAGUGUUGAUGCUUGAAAUCAUAAGUGGUAGGACAAACAACAGCUUCCAUCAGCGCGCGCUCACUUUAAUAGGAUAUACAUGGGAGCUAUGGAAAGAAGGUGCAGGACUUGAUUUAAUGGAUCCGAGGCUGAGUGAUUCAUGUAAUAGAGAUCAAUUGCUGAGAUGCAUACAUAUUAGUCUAUUAUGCGUGGAAGAAGAUGUAGAACUUCGGCCAACCAUGUCAGAUUGCAUACUAAUGUUGACCAAUGAAAGUUUUCCAUUACCUGAGAUAGCAAAACCAGCUUUUUUUCCAGUACGCUGUGUGGUUGAAGGUGAAGUUAGUGGAAGCAAAUCAUAUUAUUAUUCAUCAAAGCACUUGUUAAGUUCGUCUCUUAGUCGGUGAUCAUGAAGUAGGUGGCUGAAACAGCAAGUUUUCCUGGCAGAGUUGGGACAACUGAGGAUUUUUGUGUGAUUUGUGUCCCCCUGUACGAGAGAGUUCCUUAACCAUCAACACAUACGUCUUGUGGAUUGUAGUUUGUGACUUAUGUAAUAGGUAAUUGUUCAAUUUGUACAGUAGGAGUCGCAUUUAUUUUGAUAUCUGAUGUUUAUAAUGUAUAUACAAGUUUUGUGUCGAUUGUGA
This is a messenger RNA of Argentina anserina (silverweed cinquefoil), 3256 nucleotides long. Its product is annotated as G-type lectin S-receptor-like serine/threonine-protein kinase CES101. The record is from RefSeq and is a predicted model, not a curated record. Gene Ontology annotation, cellular component: plasma membrane. The coding region runs from base 680 to 3019 and encodes 779 amino acids. The transcript is spliced from 8 exons. Lineage: Eukaryota; Viridiplantae; Streptophyta; Magnoliopsida; Rosales; Rosaceae. Gene Ontology annotation, molecular function: protein serine/threonine kinase activity; ATP binding. Gene Ontology annotation, biological process: protein phosphorylation.